AUGGCUGCCGUAUUUCCUAUUAUCAAGACAGUUAACACCUUUGUUAUUGAUGGUGUUGGCUCUGGAGGCGAUUAUCACAAUGUCAAAGGUGGACAUUGGCUCAUUGAUUCUCCCAUUGCAACUCCGAUGUCUCGAUGGGAGCAAUAUCGAGGCUCUCGGACUAGCUGGGGGAUAAAUGUUCUUGGGUCCUUUUGCGUUGAAAUAGAAGCAACGGAUGGCACUAAGGGGUUUGCAACCGGGUUUGGAGGCCCUCCAGCCUGCUGGCUAGUGGCACAGCAUUUCGAAAGGUUCCUAAUCGGUGCAGACCCAAGAGAUACAAAUAACCUUUUUGAAAAGAUGUACCGGGCAUCCAUGUUUUAUGGACGCAAAGGCCUCACUGUUGCUGCCAUAUCAGCCAUAGAUCUGGCUAUUUGGGACCUGCUUGGAAAGAUCCGCAAUGAACCAGUCUACAAACUUAUCGGUGGUGCAACUCGUUCCCGCCUAGACUUCUACUGCACUGGCCCAGAGCCAGGCUACUCAAAGUCAAUGGGCUUUUCCGGUGCCAAAGUGGCGCUACCAUAUGGCCCUGAUGAAGGCGCAAGUGGUCUAAGUAAGAACGUGGAAUAUCUACGGCGGCAACGCGAGAAAGUCGGACCAAACUUCCCGCUCAGGGUUGACUGUUACAUGUCUCUGAAUGUUCCAUACACAAUCGAGCUUGUCAAAGCUUGCGAGGCAGCAAGUAUCAAUAUUGACUGGUGGGAAGAAUGCUUAUCUCCCGAUGAUGUUGACGGUCAAGCCCUACUUAAACGGGCCCAUCCAACUGUCAAGUUCACAACUGGUGAGCACGAGUAUUCCAGGUAUGGCUUUCGAAAGCUUAUCGAAUCCCGAAAUCUUGACAUUGUCCAGCCAGAUGUUAUGUGGGUGGGAGGAAUGACCGAAUUGCUGAAAAUAUCAGCAAUGGCGGCUGCUUAUGAUAUCCCAGUCGUGCCACAUGCGUCUGGUCCUUAUUCUUACCAUUUCGUCGUAUCUCAGCCGAAUUCUCCCUUCCAGGAAUACCUGGCCAACUCACCUGAUGGAAAGACAGUGCAGCCUGUAUUUGGCGAUCUCUUCUUAAAUGAACCGAUUCCCUCCAAAGGCUAUCUUGAUGUCAGUGCACUGGAUGAGCCUGGCUUCGGGCUCAAGUUGAACCCUUAUGCAAGGCUCAUUCCAGCACGUUAUAUCCUGGCUCCUAACCCGCAGGAAUCGCUUCGACAUGGUGGCGUUGCUUCUCAGGAAAAUCGAAAGCAUGGUAGCGAAAGAACUGUCCCAAUGACAAAUGGCACCGUACGACAACACUAA
Nannizzia gypsea CBS 118893 is the source of this 1317-nucleotide messenger RNA. RefSeq names its product galactonate dehydratase. The coding region runs from base 1 to 1317 and encodes 438 amino acids. The transcript has 3 exons. Gene Ontology annotation, molecular function: L-rhamnonate dehydratase activity; magnesium ion binding. The record is from RefSeq and is a predicted model, not a curated record. NCBI's taxonomy places the organism in Eukaryota, Fungi, Ascomycota, Eurotiomycetes, Onygenales, Arthrodermataceae. Gene Ontology annotation, biological process: carbohydrate catabolic process.